Messenger RNA from Scatophagus argus, 7359 nucleotides. It is a transcript of the gene gli2a, whose product is annotated as GLI family zinc finger 2a. Gene Ontology annotation, molecular function: RNA polymerase II cis-regulatory region sequence-specific DNA binding; DNA-binding transcription factor activity, RNA polymerase II-specific. Gene Ontology annotation, cellular component: nucleus. Gene Ontology annotation, biological process: regulation of transcription by RNA polymerase II; smoothened signaling pathway. The coding region runs from base 485 to 5044 and encodes 1519 amino acids. Lineage: Eukaryota; Metazoa; Chordata; Actinopteri; Scatophagidae. The record is from RefSeq and is a predicted model, not a curated record. The transcript is spliced from 14 exons.
UUGAAAACAGAUCAGCAGCCUGAAGAUCUCAACACCACCGCAUGUCUCUGCGACAGGGUGAAGCCAAAGCGCAUUUAGUUCCAAACUUUUACGCGUACUCAAGAAAAACAAGCUUUUACGCAUCAUGUUAGUUUGCUGAAAUGCGCGCAGAGCACGCAAGCACAGCGCACCUCUUGGAGAAGAUGGAUUGUAAGAAAAAGUUAGAGUCGACUUGUGCUCCGCACUGAAUCGCUCUCCGGGACGGAGGGGGUGGUAAUGCAAACUUUGAGUGCGUCUAAACUUUUCUUAACUCGGUUCAUGGAGUUUCGCGGAGAGUCCGGAGAGGCUUGUUUGCGCGUUGUGCGUUCAAUGGUGGCUCCAGCUCAGUCCUAGUUCGGAAUCCGACACUGCAGGCGAAGUUUUCCUCGGACAAAAAGAGCGAGUGGGAGAGCCUCGGAGUGAACAGAGACGGCAGGGAAGGUUGUGACAGAAAUCGGUUAGCAACAUGGAGACUUCAGCUCCGACGGCCACCGAGAAGGAGGAGUGUAAGAGUUCAGGUCUGGAUGGAAGCAGCUUCUCAGAAAUCCCAAAGAAGCCCUCACCCACCACUUUGACCAGAGGUGCCCACCACCUCUUCCCCACAUUUCACACACCCAUCCCAAUCGACAUGAGGCACCACGAGGGGCGAUACCAUUAUGAGCCACACCCACUUCAAGCCAUGCAUGGACCUCCAGGACUGACAGGAAGUCCAGUCAUCUCAGAUAUUUCCCUGAUCCGUCUAUCACCCCAUGCAGCGCCCGGGACGGGUGAAUCACCGUUCAGCCCUCCACAUCCCUACGUCAGCCCCCACAUGGAGCACUACCUCCGCUCGGUACACGGCAGCCCCACCCUCUCUAUGAUCUCAGCGGCCCGAGGACUGAGUCCUGCUGAGGUGACCCAUGAACACCUGAAGGACCGUACCCUGUUCAGUCUCCCCCCUCCACCACCAGGGGCCAACCCCACAGAGUACUACCACCUGAUGGCCAGCCAGCGAAGCCCCUACGGUGACCUGCUGAUGCAAAGCGGUGCAGCGGCGGCUGCAGCGGCCGCAGCAGCGGCGGCCGCAGCUCAUCUGCCGGAUUACAUCAACCCAGUGGAUGUAUCACGUUUCUCCAGCCCACGGCUGACACCCCGGCUGAGCAGGAAGCGGGCUCUGUCCAUCUCACCGCUGUCAGACGCCAGCAUCGACCUGCAGACCAUGAUCCGCACCUCGCCCAACUCCCUGGUGGCCUACAUCAACAACUCCCGCUCCAGCUCGGCCGCCAGCAGCUCCUACGGCCACCUUUCAGUCGGAGGGAUCAGCCCCUCGUUCAGCUUCCCUCAUCACAUCAACCCCGUGGCGUACCAGCAGCUGCUGUCCCAGCAGAGGGGUCUCAACGCCUUCGGCCACACACCCCCUCUGAUUCAGCCGUCGCCAUCCUCUUUCUCUGCUCGCCAACACCCCCUCACUGCUUCGGCCAUGUCCGCCUCUCACAACAGCUCCAACUCUGAGGCAAACCAGAAUGCCAGCGGAGACCCAGCAGUGAGCAGCACAGUCAACCCACUGACCACCAAGAGGUCAAAGGUGAAGACGGAAGCAGAAGGUCUGCUGCCCAUCUCGCCAUCCUCUCAGGACCACGGUGGGGGGAUCUUGGACCUGAGUGAGGAUCUGGAUAAAGAUGAGUGCAAGCAGGAACCUGAGGCCAUAUAUGAGACCAACUGCCACUGGGAGGGCUGUACCAAGGAGUACGACACCCAGGACCAGCUUGUUCAUCACAUCAACAAUGACCACAUCCACGGUGAGAAGAAGGAGUUCGUGUGUCGCUGGGAGGAGUGUUCACGGGAGCAGAAGCCCUUCAAGGCUCAGUAUAUGCUGGUGGUCCACAUGAGGCGUCACACAGGGGAGAAGCCCCACAAAUGCACAUUUGAGGGCUGCUCCAAAGCGUACUCUCGCCUGGAGAACCUCAAGACCCACCUCAGGUCGCACACCGGUGAGAAGCCGUAUGUGUGUGAACACGAAGGCUGCAACAAGGCCUUCUCCAACGCCUCAGACCGCGCCAAGCACCAGAACCGCACACACUCUAAUGAGAAACCAUAUGUGUGUAAGAUCCCCGGUUGCACCAAGCGCUACACGGACCCCAGCUCUCUCAGGAAGCAUGUUAAGACAGUCCACGGACCCGAGGCUCACGUCACCAAAAAACAACGAAGUGAUGCAGCCCCACGACCACAGCCGCCCAAAGGCAACGGGGAGAACGAGGCCAAUUCCAAGUUCGGUGCAAGAGGCUUGGAAGGCAAGAUCGAAGCCAACAGCACCUCGAGAGGAGUGGAGGACUGCCUGCAAGUCAAAUCUAUCAAGACUGAGAACUCUAUGACAUAUCAGUCAAGUCCUGGUGGCCACUCGUCAUGUAGCAGCGAGCCGUCACCUCUCAGCAGCGCCAACAACAACGACAGUGGGGUAGAGAUGGCCAUGCACAGUGGGGGCAGCUUCGGGGAUCUCAGCACACAGGAUGAGUGUCCCAUGGUUGACUCCACUGUCCCCGCUGGGGGACAGCAGGCUGGGAUGGGGCUUCAGUUGAGGAAAGCCGUGGGUCAUGGUGGUGCGGUCACCAUCAAGCUGGAGAACAUCAAAAAGGAAAGGCUGAAGACAGUGAGGGACUCCUGCCCCUGGGUCAACUCUGCACCACAGCCACUGCAGGGCCAUCGCAAUAACAUGAAGCUGCCUCCCAUACCUGCAGUCGGUUCCCUGCUGGAGAGCUCCAACGUGAUGAGUAACUUGAGCAGUUCAUACCCUGCCCAACGCAUGGGUGACCUGUCUUCAUGUGAAGUAACACUGCUGAACCAGCUGAAUGAGCGCCGUGACAGCACCACCAGUACUAUCAGCUCAGCUUACACCAUGAGUCGCCGUUCCUCUGGUAUUUCACCUUGCUAUUCCAGCCGCCGUUCCAGUGAGGCAUCCCAGUUUGGUGCUAACCGGCACAACAAUAUCAGUUCUGCUGAUUCCUAUGACCCGAUCUCCACUGAUCUGUCUCGCCGCUCCAGCGAGGCCAGCCAUUGUGGAGGUGGUGGCGUCAGUGGAGGAGGUGGAGGAGGUCUCCCAAGCCUCCUUAGUCUGACACCAGCUCAGCAUUAUCGGCUCAAAGCAAAGUACGCUGCUGCCACCGGCGGAGCUCCGCCAACUCCUCUCCCCAAUAUGGAUCGAAUGAGCUUGAGGACCCGCAUGGCACUCUACAGCGACUCACAGGAAGGCUCAUCGCACCCAUUCCAUCAGCCGCCCUCUGGAACUGUGCCUCGGCGAUGCAGCGAUAUUGGAUAUGGCACACGUAGCAUGAUGCCCCAUGAGGUGCCCACCAACCUUCCACGCCGCGCUAGUGACCCAGUGCGUCGUCCCUCAUUGGACCCUCUCACCUUUCCAAGAGUUCAGCGCUAUAACAGCAUGAACAGCAUGAACCCUAUGAAUGGUCCAUCAGCUGAGCGCCACCAGGCACUGGCUAUGCAGGGAUACACUCGCUCUGAUGGCAGCCUGCAACGCUACCCAUUUGCUCCCAGACCACCUAGUAUUUCUGAGAAUGUUGCCAUGGAGAACAUGGCAGUAGAUGGGAUGAUGAAUGGGGGGGAGCAGAGUGGGGAGGAUGAUAUAGUACUUCCAGACGAUGUGGUGCAGUAUCUCAGGUCCCAGAAUUCUGGCCCCACAGGUCAUAACUCGGGGCAAGUGGACUACCAUUCCACCAGUCAGACUCAGGGCUACCAGACAGGCAUGGCCCCUCCAGCAUCAUUUUAUGCACAGAGGAGAAUGGCCAUGGUAGAUGCCACAAUGACUGGUCAGGACAUGCAGUCCUGCCCGAUGGGUCCCAGUGGCUCCCAGCAGCCAUUCUCAGCACCGUCAGAAAACAUGAACAAGAACAAUAUGCCGGUGCAGUGGAAUGAAGUGAGCUCGGGGACUGUGGACAAUACAACUAAGCUCUCCAAACAACAGCAGCACCCACUCAGGGGGAACCUAGCUGUUGUUCAGCAGAGACACAAUUUUGGUUCCUUCCAGGGACAAGGACAGGGCCUGGGCAGCAACCAGCAGGUAGUGCCUAUGAGUCAAAAUAUGUCUAUGCAGGGGUAUGUGAACCACAACAGCCAGAGGCUGAUCACCUACCAGCAACAUCAGCAUCAGAGGCAGUGCAACAGUCUGAACUUUAAUGAGCAAAUGAGUCCUCAGCAAGGGUUUGGCCAAGAGGCAAUCCCGAAUUCUAUAUCUGGGAGCACCAGCAUGAGACCUACCCAGAAUAGUAUGGCAGAUCCAGAACUGCAGAGUUACAGAGCAAGGACACAGGCUGAUGGGUAUUCUCAUGUGGGCCAAGUGGAUCCACAGCAAAAUUAUGGCGUUCUUUCACAACAGCAGCAGCACAAUAUCCACAAUGGAGGCAGAGGAAUGUUGCAACCCAGGCCUCCUACAGAACCCAAGUCCAUUUCCAGACAACAUACAGGGACUAGCGUGAUGCAACCAAACCGAAUACCCAAGUCAUCUGAUUUGAGUCCCGGUCGUGGAACUGACACUUCAGAGGCGAGUCCCAAGAGGCCCAGUGGGUCAGUAGAGCACAACAGCAACCCCGAAAAUCCAAACUCCGCUGUGUUCUAUACAGGUCAGAUUCAUAUGUUUGAGCCAUCUUCUGUCACCUUUGAUGCUCCCAUGUCCCCCUGUGCCAGCCAGGCUCCUGCUAGCAACACCACUGCUGCAGCUAAUAUGGCCUCACCAGGAGUCAACCUGGUCUCUAGCAGUACAGUCGAUUCUUCCACUGGCGGAUCAGGUGGCACGGAACAUGCCCAGAUCGACUUUGACACCAUGCUAGAUGAUGGGGACCACUCCAGCCUGAUGUCGGGUACCCUGAGUCCAGGCCUUCUGCAGAGCCUCUCCCAGAAUUCCUCACGUCUCACUACACCCCGCAACUCUGUCACCCUUGCGUCCGUACCGGCAGGGAUUGGCAACAUGGCCAUUGGUGACAUGAACUCUAUGCUCACAGCCUUGGCCGAAGAAAGCAAGUUCCUCAACAUGAUAAGCUGAGAGCAAUCAAACACCUUAUCAUCCAUCCAGUCUUAAGCAUUUCUACAUCAGGAAUAUAUGGACAACACAAGAAGGCACUGAUUGAACAAUGCACAUCUGGCUAUUUCAUACAUUUUUCUUCAUUGUCCAUAGGAAUUUGCUUAUCUUGUAAUAUUUGCUUCAGAUUAUGUAACAUUAAAAUUUAAUAGUGAGUAUAACUAGGGUCAAGGACAAUUUUCUAUCAUUAUUUGUUAAAAAGCCAUACAAAUAUUACCUACAAAUAUAUGAUAGCCCAGGGUAUAUAAAUACAUCAAGAACCAAUUGCCAUUCAGUAUUUGCUGGUGUAAGAGCCCUUUACAAAGUGGUGCACUGACAUCAGUUCACACAGUACCUUGCUGAGGACAUCAAGGUUAAGCAUCCGAGUAUGACAUGAAAACAAAAGUUACCAGAAAAUGGAAAAGAUAUGUAGAUAACAGAUAAUAUUUUCUCAUGAAGACCUUUAUGUGUAUAGGUUAUACUGUAUGGUACUUGCUUUAAGUUAUGCUAUUGACUUUUGAUGUUUAAACUAGGGCCAUCACAGGUACAGUAACAUAUGAACAUUUCUGUUAAAAACUCACGAAGAACAGGUGGGCAAAUUAUCCCAGGACUACAGUGAGAGCGUUUCACUUCACGCCUCAACACGCACUGAGGUUAGUGGACACAGACAAUUAAACCAACUUAGUACAACAAACCACGCAUUGAAAGACAUCGCAGUCCCUCCCCUUUCCAUUAUCCGCCUUACAGCUAUGUGAAAGGAGAAUUACUCCGUCCUGUGAGCUUGCUAGUAUGAGGGACCGACGUUUUGGGUCAUAUUAAAUAAGACAGAAUCGCUCACACAAUGUGUAAUUCACGGCACAAAAUUAUUUCUCUCGCCAUUAACUACCGAACAUAAUUCAUCUGAACUAAGGUCCCAUGGUGGUCCACUGAACUGGUGGGACUUUGCCUCUCUACAUGCACUUAUCUCAACUGUCUUGCAGCACAAGGACUAAACAAACAAUUCUAGCAAAUUGUCUUGUGCACAACUUGUUUUACACGGCUUUCAGUGACACCUUGAUAUUGAAAUGAUGGUUACUUUGUAAUCUGAGCAAAUUCUGCCCGCGUUAAACACGGUGAAAAUGGACUGUUUAUUUAUAACAGUCAUGAAAUAGAAAAUGUAACUAAUACCAUUCAACCACGCAUUUGUGAUUAAUUGUAAACGUACAAACUGAAACAUUUGACAGCCCUAGUUUAAACAUGUGGUUGUACAUCAUUAUGAUCCAUUGAUAUUAAGUGCUUUUUGAUCACGGUCUGAGCUCUUGGGGAUGGCACUGUAAAAUCAAAUGUCCUUCUUCGCCCUCUGGAUCAGAAGCAUUAACUCUCCAUGGUCUCAUCUCACAAGGGUAAAUGAUUGAAAAGGACAAGGAUGUGCCUCUGUGUUAGUCGAUCGGGGCAUGCAAACCCCUGUGUCUGAUGAGGAGCAUUCUCUGAAAGAAUAUACAAGUACCUCUGUGUGUUCUUAGUAGAGAUCCAAUCCUAAUUAACACAUUCAUACCAUCCCCCAUCUCUGCUGCAACCCAUACUUCCCCUGGGCUCUGGAUGAACUGCAAAGAGUCCAGGAAGGGACACAGACUUUGAUAAUGAAAUCUUUUUUCGGACAGGAUUGGUGAACUUGUCCUGCAAAUUCCUCAGUUUUACUAUGUUUGCUGAAUUUCUAAGUAGCCUUUAAGAUGUUUGUGUGUACGUAUCAUUCACUUUUACUGUGCUCUGUGCGUGUGUGUGUGUGUGUAUGUGUGCGUGUGUGUGUAUAUAGCUUUUGUACAUUUCAAAUAAACUAUCUCCUUUUUUUCUGUUUAAAUACCUGCGUUGUGUCAUCGUCUUUGAUAUAACAUGGUCUGUGGUCCCUGAAGGCCACAUGAAAGUUGGGUUAGAUGCUUUCAUGGAGUGAAAUCAUCUUUGCCAAGUUCUGUAUGUGAGGGUGAAGUAUGUAUGAAGGGUGCACACACACAGAGAGCUUUCUGAGCACCACACAUUAAUGAGAAUAACCUCGAAAAGAAGGUACUUACACUGCAUGUGUGGCCUGCGAGAGCUUGCAAAGCAUAUAUUUGUGCAGUACAAUUCUCGGCAGUGUUACAGAAGUACAAUGUCCAUACUGUCCAUAAACUGCACAUUACCAAACGCAUCCUGGUCUUUCCAGUUCAAACCUGACAUUUUUUACUUUGCAGUGGUGAGAUUUUAACGUCAUUGUCACUGAAAUUAAGCAUCUUUCUAUACUUCAGUUGGCAGGUUCUCAGGAAUUUAUUCACAGAAAUCUGAAGCUC